AUGACUUCCAGUACUGACAUCUCACUCGGCCUUAAGUAUGACAGUCUGGCUCUACAUGGCGUACAGACAGAUCUACUACCUCCGGAGACGAAGUCUACAGAUGCUACACCGCCACGGGCGACCAACCCAAAAGCAUUCCGCUUCUUCGACCUCCCACGUGAACUGCGCAUACAGGUCUACGAGAACUUAUACCAAGGCUACAACAUCCUACCUGGCUCUGAUGUACAACUCCCUGAGAUAUACAAUAACACAGCGAGGAACCUCAAAGAGUGGAAGUGUGGCAGAGUAAAGUACGCUUCGAGGCUACAACUCGUCGAUCAUCAAUUUCGAGACGAGUACCUCAAAGUCUGGGCUGAAAGGCACGUCCAUAAUGCCAAAAUCAACCUGAACUUCUGGUCUCAUGUCCGGAGAGCCGAACCACGAGACCUAGCUCCACCCAAUCAAGGGCGACGAACUGGCAAACAACUUCUGAGUGUUUCCCGCAUCGCCGAAGCAGUCUGGCUGCGCCUUCGCGAUUGCCUACAGACCAUCGAGACUCGUUUCGGUGUCGCCAAUCGGGUCAGGCAUGUCAAGCUGCACGACAGCGUUGUAUACGACACAACGUGCCCGGAUGAGCUACGUGAACCUCUUAGCCUUCUUCGGGCGCUUCCUCUCCCGUCCAUGGUGGCGCAACUACAGCGUCUUGAUGCCACUCUCGCUCAUUCUAGCCUCUCUGUCGAGCUUACGAUCCUGACAACGCAUCCUCUCAAGACCUUCUGGGGCACGCUAGACUACAGGCGGGCGAGGCGCCGAGUAGUGAUGCGGCAGGCACAUAGAUUUGGGGAUGGUGGUGUGACUUCCAGAUUUGAGCAGGAAUGGAUUUGUGAUGGGGAUGUGAUGGAGCAGUGGCUCGAGCGAACGGAGGAGGAGGAGGAGGAGGAGGAGGAAGAGGAUGGGGAGCCGGCUAUCAGAGAGUGGGUGGUGGUCAAGGCCUGA
Messenger RNA from Recurvomyces mirabilis, 975 nucleotides. RefSeq lists its product as uncharacterized. The record is from RefSeq and is a predicted model, not a curated record. NCBI's taxonomy places the organism in Eukaryota, Fungi, Ascomycota, Dothideomycetes, Mycosphaerellales, Teratosphaeriaceae. The coding region runs from base 1 to 975 and encodes 324 amino acids. The transcript has a single exon.